Fusarium poae is the source of this 2001-nucleotide messenger RNA. RefSeq lists its product as uncharacterized. Lineage: Eukaryota; Fungi; Ascomycota; Sordariomycetes; Hypocreales; Nectriaceae. The transcript has a single exon. The record is from RefSeq and is a predicted model, not a curated record. The coding region runs from base 1 to 2001 and encodes 666 amino acids.
AUGCGUCUCAUCGAUGUCGAAACUCUAGAGUUGGAAUCCUUCGUUGGGGAUCUAGGUCGAGAAGUGCCAGCAUACGCCAUCCUCUCACAUGUCUGGACAAACGAGGAAGUCUCCUACCAACAAAUGACUGGGUCACUUUCUCUUUCAGAAGACUCCAAAGGAUACAGAAAGAUCGUCGAGUUCUGUGCAAAAGCCAGGAAUGAGGGAUUUGAGUACGCUUGGGUGGACACUUGCUGCAUAGACAAGACAUCAAGCGCGGAAUUAUCCGAGGCUAUUAACUCCAUGUUUCUAUGGUAUCGAAAGUCAGAUGCAUGCUAUGUAUAUCUUCAAGAUGUGCCGAGCACGGAAAAUCCUGUGUCUCAGGGAUCUGCAUUUCGCCAGAGUCGCUGGUUCACGCGUGGGUGGACACUGCAAGAGUUACUAGCGCCACAUGAAGUAAUAUUCCUGGCCAACGACUGGCGAGAGAUCGGUACAAAAGCCACUCUCAGUGCGACAAUUUCGGAGAUAACAAAGAUUGACAUCAAAACUCUGGUUGGACACACGUGGAACCAUGUCAGCAUUGCCAUGAUCAUGUCAUGGGCUUCGGUGCGGCAGACUACGAGACUGGAAGAUCAAUCAUAUUCUCUCCUCGGUCUCUUCGACGUCAACAUGCCUCUCAUAUACGGAGAAGGUCAGAAAGCGUUUUAUAGACUUCAAGUCGAGAUAAUGAAGCUCUCGAAUGACGAUUCACUAUUCGCAUGGUCUACGGAGCCACUGCAAGAUAAAGGCUACUCCACCAGGGAGGGAAUUUCUGCAAGGGGUUUCCAGUUCCUAGGUCUUUUAGCACCAUCAGUCUCUUGCUUCAGAGACUCUUACGACAUUGUGACGCCAAAGGACUACCCUGAAAGCCAUUCGCCUUAUGAUAUGGCAAAGCAAAAUGUCAGUUUAUCAGCUGUGUUGGUCAAACUAUGUCCAUUACCAAUCGACCCCAAGAACCUCAGCUGCGGAAUAGACGACGUCGAUGUAGUCGGUACAGUCCGAUUCUCAAAGAACGUUCACCCAGUGAAAGCUGUUGACCACAGCCUUGUCAUCACGCCAGCUAGACAAAACUCCAAGGGGAUGAAAGCAAUGUGUCUGCUCGCCAUACUACGAUGCAGUAAUAAAGAUGGAUAUAUCGCGAUACCUAUCAAGAAACUGGCUUCUGGUAGUUAUCAAAGAGUGGAAAACGGGUAUCGAUGUCGUUGGUUCAGAGUACGUUUGAUGCCGCUGCGUUUAUGUCUUACGGAAGAACAUGAGAGACAGCAUCACGAAUCGGCAUACAGAUUGAGGCAGUUCGACUCUGAGAACAGAGAGAGAGGGCCUCCGGCAGAUCCACCGGAAACGAUACUUAUUAAAGCAUAUGUUCCAUUGGAAACAUCAUUCGGGGCUUCGAAAUCCAUGGCAAAGGCUGAAGGUCUCAACUCAACAUUCAGAUUUAGGUCACUACCUAUAGAACACGCCAAUUAUGUUCUCAGCAGUGACUAUCCGGUUGACAAAAUACUUCCCUUAUCUGACCCCAGAGCUCAUGCUACUGUUAUCAAGAGCUUCAAUAGCAUCAUCGACGUCGCUCCGACAACGUUCAUCCUCUACCGAGAUAUUGAGCUGAAAGCGAAACUGCCGCCAUUCGUCAUCUGCGUCAAAUCUCGUAGAGACAAGAUGCAGGGUUCUGAUAGCAUAUUAGGGUGUCUGGUGGGAACUCAAGUGGAUAGCUGGAUCAGAACACCCGAAACCCUUGAUGCGGAUUUCAUCGAAGUCGACAUCAAGCGAUCAUGCACAAGAAUACUUCUUGCAGGUGACUUGUACCUAAUCUUUCGAGCCCGGCAGAGCAUUGAUCAAAGCUCAAUACGUUACCUAAAUGUUAGCAUAGAAAGAGAGCUGGCGUGGGACACGGAAUCAGAAAAUGACCUGUCCAACAUAAAUGGCGGUCUAUCAUCAGACCUGGAAGAGUCCAUAUCGCGGCGCUUCACUGACAUCUCUAUAUAA